AUGAAAACUUUCCAACAACACGCAAAACCACCUUUCGAAAUUGAAACACUUCCUGAACAUUUUGAUUCCAUUGAUGCAGUUCAAAUGGAAGAAUAUUAUGACAUGGGAAUUAUUUGUCAAUUGAUAUUCAAGAAGGAUAUCAAUAUGGAUGAAGAAGCUCAACGUGAAUUGUUCUCGGAAUUGAUGGAUCGUUUGAUAUUAAGAACCGAUAGCUCCAAUGUGACCAUCUUGUGCCCGAAUUUUGAUCUUGAAAUUCCAAAGGGUAAUGCAAAGUUUGGUACCGUUCGUGAAUUUUUGAAAUCCUUGUUGUACUCAUUGGAUAACAUGCCAUCUGCCAUCAAAGAACAACUCUCUCCAAAAAUCGGUGUCUUUAAAGAGAUUGUUGAAAAUGAAGAUUUUGUUCCUGAUUGGUUUAAAUUAAUCAUUGAAGAUCCACUCGGAAAUUCAAGAAUUCAAUGUAAAAAGUUUGACAUUGGAACAGAUGAGAAUGGUAAUUUAACAUUUGUUGAUUAUUUCAAGAAUGAUCCCCAUGUUAGUGUUGACUUAUUCCAUCGAUCAGAAGGAGAAUGUGUUGAGUUUGACUUGAUUUUAGACAAUGAGCAAAGACCUCACACUCUUUAUGGUGAAGAAGCUUUUGACAAGGUGUUAGAACUCUUGUCACACUCUCAAAAAAUCGUUGGAUUGACUGGGGCUGGUGUCAGUGUUGAGAGUGGCAUUUCAGCAUUUAGAAAUAGUGGCUCCUCUAACUUACAAAACAUUUGGGAUAAGUGGAAUCAAGACGAAAUGACUUAUCAAAACAUUUUGGGUAGAAAAAAGAUACGGGAUGAUUAUUUCGAAAUGCAUGCGUACCUCAAGGAACAAAUUUCCAAAGCUUUUCCAAAUCCAUCUCAUCAACUUUUUUCUGUAUUGAACGAUCAAGGAAAACUUCUACGAGUCAUUACUCAAAAUAUUGAUGGUAUGCAUCAACGAGCUGGUUUGCCAGAGUCUAAAGUUAUUGAGAUUCAUGGUUCCUCUAAAACAGUUGUUUGUACCAAGUGUCAUCAGUUAAUUGAAAAUCCCAAUGAAUUGUAUGAGAAAGUGAAGGAACAUGUCAAGAGAGGUGAAGAAAUUCCUAACGAGCUCACUACAUGCUCAACAUGUGGAGGUAUUUUGAAACCAAACACUGUUUCGUUCGGGGAGGCCCUUCGUCACUCUGAGCUUGUGGAUGCUAGACAAAUGUGUCGUGAAUGUGAUCUACUGAUCGUUAUGGGAACAAGGUUACUGGUCGAACCAGUGAAUACCCUUCCAAAACUAGCUUCUAGAAGAGGAAUUCCUGUGGUGAUCAUCAACAUGGAGGCAACACCGUUCGAUAAAAAUUGUGUGGCUAUUCUUCAAGGUAAAGCUGGAGAGUGGUGCCAACAAAUCAUUAAUAAAUUAUAG
Naegleria lovaniensis is the source of this 1419-nucleotide messenger RNA. RefSeq lists its product as uncharacterized. The transcript has a single exon. Gene Ontology annotation, molecular function: zinc ion binding; NAD+ binding. Lineage: Eukaryota; Heterolobosea; Eutetramitea; Acrasida; Naegleriidae. The record is from RefSeq and is a predicted model, not a curated record. The coding region runs from base 1 to 1419 and encodes 472 amino acids.